AAUGACAGUCCCUGUGAAAGUUUUUUCCCCUUUCUUUUAUUAUUUCCAAGAUCUUUCAAAGUCUAUGCAGACAGAGGGCAUCACUUCUGAUGGUAGAUUCAGAGUAGUGUAGAUCGGAAGAUCCGUAAGAAGGGAAAGAGCGUGGAAGAGAAAGAGAGGGUGCCCUAUGAACUAGCCCUCGGAGGAAACUUGGCUACGAACUUAUGGCUGUAUGAAAAACUAACGUGCUUUUUAAACUCUGGGAUCUUCUCUACGAGUUUUCUUCUGAUCUAAUAUCCAACGUUGUGUUAUUUCUUUCAAUCCACAUUUGUUGUGGAUGUCAAUGGUGAUCAUGGAUACUCAUAUAAGAUGGAAAAUAAAACGGAGGAUAAGGAACAUGCACCUUGCCUUAGUAAUAAUUCUUUUUUUUGUAAGUUCACGAGCGAGUUCAGAACCUGCAGAUCUACUUAAGAUAUUAGACUUUCACAGUUUACCCGAAGGCGUAACAAAAGUAACAGGUUUUUGUGCACAAAGAAAGUCGUCGUCAGGACCUGAUGUAGCUUACAGAGUAGCCAAAGAUGCUCAACUCAGCGCUCCUACCAAACAGCUCUAUCCUGCCUCGGCGUUUCCUGAAGAUUUCUCUAUCCUGGCCACGGUAAAGCCGAAGAAGGGCAGCCAGGCCUUUCUGAUGUCCAUCUACAAUGAGCAGGGCAUUCAGCAGCUGGGCAUGGAGGUGGGGCGCUCACCUGUCUUCCUGUACGAGGAUCACACAGGCAAGCCAAGUCCUGAAGACUACCCGCUUUUUAGUGGCCUCAACUUAGCGGAUGGGAAAUGGCAUCGCGUGGCUGUUAGUGUACACAAGCAGACCGUCUCCAUGAUACUGGACUGUAAAAAGAAGAUAACGAGGCAGCUGAAAAGGAGCGCACAUCCCAUCAUCGACACUAAAGGAAUUGUUGUUUUCGGAACACGGAUACUUGAUGAGGAUGUCUUUGAGGGAGAUAUCCAACAGUUGAUGAUUGUAGCAGACCACCGAGCCGCCUUUGACUACUGCGAGCAUUACAGUCCUGACUGCGACAUGGCUGUUCCAGAUACGCCCCAGAACCAAGAUCCCAACCCCAAUGAGAAGAACCCCGAGAACAACUAUUACUACGAGUAUCCUUAUGAGUACUACGAAAAGGAAUCUGAGGAGGUGUCCUCCCUCAAUCCAGACGUAACAGGGACUGUAACGGAGGACAGCGAGGUAGAAUUUACAGCUCCAGAUGGCGGCCAGGAGCUUCCAUCGACUGUAAGGGAGGUACCAGGGGAGGCAACAGGAACUGAGGAGCACACCACAGAUAUCGGAGACUAUGGCACCGAGGAUUCUUACGUCUACUACGACGAACAUAUGUCGACUCCCAAGCCAUCUAGGAGGAUCACGAUUAGCGGCAGUGUGGACCACGGGAUGUCUACUGAUACUGAAGUGGAUCUGGGACUCGGGAGCAGGAUUGACUUGGGCUUUGGAGGAGAGCUAGAGAAGAAGGUCAUCACAGGAGAUGGGCACACGACAGUCACCAUCACACAGAACAGCACCCAUCAGGUUGACAAUUAUGACUACUACAAGUACGACUACGAGGAGUACAAUCCUGAAGGUGGCAUUUCAACCAGCAGCAGUGGUGGUUCGGUCAGCACUGGAGGCAGUUCUGUCAGCAUCGGAGGUGGUUCUGCUGAAGGUGGUUCUGUCAGUAUCGGAGGUGGUUCUGCUGGUGGUUCUGUCAGCAUCGGAGGUGGUUCCGCUGGUGGUUCUGUCAGAGUCGGAGGUGGCUCCGCUGGUGGUUCUGUCAGCAUCGGAGGUGGUUCUGCUGGGGGUAGUUCUGUCAGCAUUGGAGGUGGUUCCACCAGUGGUUCUGCCAGUGUUGGAGGCGGCUCGUCAAGCGCCGGUGGCAGUUCCAGGAGAGCAGGGAGCGCUGCCAGUGGCCAGGGGGGCACCGGGCAUGAAAAUUACGAAGAUUUCACGGAAGAAGCCAUAACAACUGAGGAUUUAAACACGUCCUACGAUGACGUUGAUGAUUAUACCUAUGAGCUACCUGCAGUCACUGAUGAGCAACAUGGCCAGGUUGAUGGAAUGAGAGGAGAAAAGGGUCAGAAGGGAGAGCCAGCCAUCAUUGAGCCGGGUAUGCUUGUAGAGGGGCCCCCCGGUCCCGAAGGGCCCAUAGGACUGCCAGGCUCCCCAGGAUCAUCUGGCCCCCCAGGCAGCCCCGGAGAUCCCGGGGAGAGGGGUCCUUCUGGCAGACCAGGCUUGCCAGGUGCUGACGGUCUCCCAGGCCCCCCAGGGACCGUCUUGAUGCUGCCUUUCCGGUUCAGUGCUGGAGGAGAUUCUGGCCAGAAGGGACCUGCUGUGUCGGCACAGGAAGCCCAGAUGCAGGCUAUGAUGCAGCAGGCCAGGCUGGCGAUGAGAGGUCCCACUGGUCCCAUGGGUCUGACUGGAAGGCCUGGUCCUUUGGGCCCUCCAGGCGUAAAUGGACUGAAAGGAGAGUCUGGAGACUCUGGCCCCCAGGGACCACGUGGCACUCCGGGGACCUCUGGCCCACCCGGCAAGUCCGGCAGAAGGGGUCGCGCUGGAGCAGAUGGGGCAAGGGGGAUGCCAGGACAGACCGGGGGAAAGGGUGAGAGAGGGUUUGAUGGAUUGGCCGGCUUGCCUGGUGAAAAGGGCCACAGAGGCGAGUCAGGUCCACAAGGCCCCCCCGGACCUUCAGGAGAGGAUGGUGAAAGGGGUGAUGACGGUGAGAUUGGACCAAGAGGGCUGCCAGGUGAUCCUGGGCCUCGUGGGUUACUGGGACCAAAAGGACCCCAAGGACCUUCUGGAUCUCCAGGUGUAUCUGGAAUGGAUGGUCAUCCGGGACCCAAAGGAGGCAUAGGUCCACAAGGAGAACCCGGACCCCCGGGACAGCAAGGAAACCCAGGGGCUCAGGGUCUUCCGGGUCCCCAGGGACCCAUCGGUCCUCACGGAGAGAAGGGUCCAACAGGGAAGCCGGGCCUUCCGGGGAUGCCCGGUGCGGACGGGCCAGCGGGUCACCCUGGAAAAGAAGGACCUAAUGGUGAAAAAGGACACUUGGGUCCUGCUGGUUCUCAAGGUCCAAUUGGGUAUCCUGGAUCAAGAGGAGUAAAGGGAGCUGAGGGAGUCCGAGGCUUGAAAGGAACCAAAGGUGAAAAGGGUGAAGAUGGAUUUCCCGGACCUAAGGGGGAUAUGGGGAUCAAGGGUGACCGAGGAGAGCUAGGUGCUGCUGGGCCCAGAGGUGAGGAUGGUCCAGAGGGCCCCAAAGGUCGGGGUGGUCUUCCUGGGGACGCCGGUCCAAAUGGUCCAACUGGAGAAAAGGGAAAGCUGGGUGUUCCCGGGUUGCCUGGCUACCCAGGACGGCAGGGCCCGAAGGGUUCUCAGGGGUUCCAAGGAUUUCCAGGGGCAAAUGGCGAGAAAGGAACAAGGGGAACAGCAGGAAAACCAGGCCCCCGUGGACAGAGAGGACCAACAGGCCCUCGAGGAGAAAGGGGUGCAAGGGGUCCAACAGGAAAGGCAGGGCCAAAGGGUGCUUCAGGCAGUGAUGGACCCCCAGGUCCAGCUGGUGAAAGGGGCCUUCCAGGACCUCAGGGUCCAACUGGAUUCCCUGGACCAAAGGGCCCACCUGGUCCAGCCGGGAAAGAUGGAUUGCCAGGGCAUCCUGGGCAGAGGGGUGAAACGGGCUUCCAAGGCAAGACGGGACCUCCUGGUCCUCCUGGUGUGGUGGGCCCUCAGGGUCCUACAGGAGAGACUGGGCCAAUGGGAGAACGUGGCCAUCCGGGGCCUCCGGGUCCGCCUGGAGAACAGGGCCUACCUGGAGCCGCCGGCAAAGAGGGGGCCAAGGGUGACCCCGGCCCGGCAGGCCCUGCUGGUAAAGAUGGUCCACCGGGCCUGCGAGGAUUUCCAGGAGAGCGAGGCCAUCCUGGUCCUGUCGGAGCUCCUGGUUUGAAGGGCACUGAAGGCCCCCAUGGCCCGCCUGGACCUGCUGGUUCCCCAGGUGAACGAGGUCCUGCUGGCUCCGCUGGACCGACUGGCCUCCCGGGACGUCCAGGACCACAAGGCCCCCCAGGUCCGGCUGGAGAGAAAGGUGGACCUGGAGAGAAAGGACCUCAAGGUCCAGCUGGGAGAGAUGGUAUCCAGGGUCCCGUGGGCCUGCCAGGCCCCGCUGGUCCUGUUGGGCCUCCUGGAGAAGAUGGGGACAAGGGGGAAAUUGGUGAGCCUGGACAGAAAGGAGGUAAAGGCGACAAAGGAGAAUAUGGUCCUCCUGGCCCCAUUGGACCUCAAGGCCCCAUAGGACAACCCGGACCUCCUGGAGCUGACGGCGAGCCUGGGCCGCGAGGACAGCAGGGACUCUUUGGCCAGAAGGGAGAUGAGGGACCCAGAGGAUUCCCGGGGCCUCCAGGGCCGGUCGGCCUGCAGGGCCUACCUGGGCCCCCAGGUGAAAAGGGUGAAACUGGAGAUGUUGGUCAAUUGGGUCCACCAGGACCACCGGGCCCGAGAGGCCCUUCAGGACCCCCAGGAGCAGACGGCUCCCAGGGCCCCCCCGGUGGCAUCGGCAACCCGGGACCUGUAGGAGAAAAAGGGGAGGCUGGUGAAGCAGGAGAGCCUGGACUUCCAGGGGAUAAUGGGCCACCAGGCCCUAGAGGUGAGCGAGGAGAGAAGGGUGAAGCUGGCCCUGCUGGUUCUCCUGGACCUUCAGGUCCUAAAGGUCCUCCUGGAGAUGAUGGUCCCAAAGGUAGCCCUGGUCCAACUGGUUUCCCUGGAGAUCCUGGUCCCCCUGGAGAACCUGGUAUUCCUGGACAAGAUGGCCCCGCUGGAGAUAAAGGAGACGACGGGGAGGCUGGUCAGCCAGGCUCUCCUGGGCCUACCGGCGAAUCUGGACCUACUGGUCCGCCUGGGAAAAGAGGUCCCCCCGGGGCUAUUGGACCUGAGGGAAGACAAGGCGAAAAAGGAGCCAAGGGUGAGUCUGGUCUGGAAGGCCCACAAGGCAAGACAGGCCCAGUAGGUCCACAAGGAGCUCCUGGCAAACCGGGAUCUGAAGGUCUUCGGGGAAAUCCUGGCCCAGUUGGAGAGCAAGGUCUUCCAGGCUCAACUGGACCAGCGGGACCACCUGGACCCAUGGGACCCCCUGGAUUACCUGGUUUGAAAGGUGACUCUGGUGUUAAAGGUGAAAAGGGUCAUCCUGGUCUGAUUGGCCUGAUCGGGCCCCCAGGAGAGCAGGGAGAGAAAGGCGAUCGGGGCCUUCCUGGUCCUCAGGGAACAGCGGGUCUGAAAGGCGACACUGGUAUCGCUGGUCCCUCUGGGCCUCUUGGCCCCAUUGGACCGCCAGGAUUACCGGGGCCCGCAGGUCCAAAAGGUGCCAAGGGUUCGACUGGUCAAACUGGUCCUAAAGGUGAAAGUGGUACUCCUGGACCACCAGGCCCUCCAGGCCCUCCCGGAGAUGUCAUCCACCCCCUGCCCAUCCAGUCCAGCCCCAAGAGAAGCAGGAGGAAUAUUGAUGGCAGCCAGCUGAUGGACGACCCCAAAGCUGACGGAUACAAAGACUAUGAUGACGGCAUGGAGGAGAUCUUCGGCUCUCUCAACUCACUCAAGCUGGAGAUUGAGCAGAUGAAGCACCCACUGGGCACGCAGAAUAAUCCCGCCCGGACCUGUAAAGACCUGCAGUUGUGCCAUCCUGAUUUCCCUGAUGGGGAAUACUGGAUUGACCCGAAUCAGGGCUGCGCUCGUGAUGCUUUCAAGGUUUAUUGCAAUUUCACAGCUGGUGGAGAAAGCUGCAUCUAUCCAGACAAGAAGUCUGAAGGAGCUAGACUCACUUCCUGGGCAAAGGAGGUUCCCGGGUCCUGGUUCAGUGAAUUCAAACGUGGUAAACUGCUAUCCUACGCCGAUGCGGAGGGCAACCCCAUCGGGGUCGUCCAGAUGACCUUCCUGCGGCUGCUGAGUGCCGCUGCUCGGCAGAACCUCACCUACAACUGCUACCAGUCGGUGGCCUGGCACGACUCGGAGCUCCACAGCUACGAUAAGGCCAUCCGCUUCCUGGGCUCGAACGACGAGGAGAUGUCGCAUGACAACAACCCCUACAUCCGUGCCGUGGUGGACGGCUGCACAUUGAAAAAGGGUUAUGAAAAGACUGUACUUGAGAUCAACACGCCAAAGGUGGAACAGGUGCCAUUUGUUGACAUCAUGUUCAGUGAUUUUGGUGGAGCCUCACAGAAGUUUGGAUUUGAAGUGGGUCCUGUCUGCUUCAUCGGAUGAGACACUGUUCCAGGAAAUUCUAUAUAUAUAAUUAAAACAAAUUGACUAAACUAAAGUGAACAGCACGACAUCUCACAUCUGUAAAACAUUGUCUCCAAAAAAAAAAAACAUCAAGACAAGGAAAUAAAUAUUCAAUAAAAGAAUAAAAACAGCAACCUUGCAACCUCAGUCUGCCUUCUCCAUCACACACAGGUUUUGAAACUGAAGGAGUCAGUUGUUCGCUAACCACUUGAUUCCCUGUGCCCUGCCUUCCUUUCUGUGCCUGUGUCUCUGCCUGUGUCUCGGCAAACUCUGUGGUACCGCUCAGGUUGCUCUGAAGCAUUAAGAAAACUCUGGUGUGACUGGGACUCUCACUAAUCUCUAUCUUAACAUUCCGGUUUUCCUUCUGAUUUCAGUUUCCAUGCUUCAUUUUGUCCAUAUGGCUGCCUGUUCUUUGCAAUGGUGCUUACAUAUAAAAUAUUAUAUAGAAAUAUAAUAAAUUUUGUUUGGUAUGUUUGUAAGUACGUUUUGUAUAUUUUUUUCCUGGAAAUGUAUAUUGAUUCUAGCUUCAAAACAUGCAUGUGGGUACCUUUUACUAAGCGUGAGAUAACGACAAAACAGAAAAUGAAAGGGACGGCUUUUGAUGUAUAAAAAGCAGGGUGCCUAGCAAAACUUUAUCUGAAAAACGCCAAAGCUCACAAAGUACACAAUGCUGUAGUCUGAGCAUUGAUUUCCUAUUUAAAUGAAAAGAAGUUUGGGUUUGUUUUCCUCUGUGAUUUUUUUUUUUAAUUUCAAUUGGUUGUAGAAUUCAGUUAAAACUUCCCCUUUUCCAGCACAUCCAUAUUUAUCCUCUGAAAAUAUUCAUAAGGCGAGAUUGCAUCAAAAUGGCAUUAAAAAGGGAUACCGGUGCUAUUUUAAUGUUUGUUUAAAGGUGCUCAGUAUUUACACUUUAAUUCUGAAGUAAAACACUGCUGAUCAGUCUCCUAAAAAGCUUUCAGAUCUUAUCCCCGUAAUAAUGGCAUUUCUUGCAUUUAUAAAAUCUUUGAUUAUUGUAUCAUGCAUAAUAACAGUGUUCUUUCAUCCAUCCAUCCAUCCAUUCAUCCAUCCAUCUUCUGACCGCUUAUCCUGAGCAAGGUCACAGGGGGACAUGAAGCCCAUCAUAGGCAGCACAGGGCACAGAACAGGGGUACUGUACAUCCUGGAUGGGAUGCCAGUAGAAAAAUGUAUGUACUUUUUAAUGAACCCUUUAAUGAAAAGGCGUCUGAAAUUGCAAUAUUGGACCAUGGGGGGAAAAAAGCAGAUCAGAAAAGUGUCCUGAAUAUGGUGCUAAUUUAUGUUACAGUUGGGGGCAAAUGAGAUAUGUUUUCUGUAUCGUGAUUUUGUAUGUUAUGAGUUUUUUUGUAUAUGGAUCUCAGUGAGAACUGUGUAUGCAAAGAUCUAUCUACACACACAGGUGUCCAGCGUAGGCGAGUCUAUGGGUCAUUACUUUCACUUGAAGUUUUAAAACACUGCUGGAAACUUCACAUGUGAGUUUUCUGUUCUGUGACAAUCGGCUAGAAUUCCAAAGUAGCUGGCAGAAAAAGAUGAAGUCAAUUGCUUGUAAACAGAAAUCCUUGCUUGACAUAACUAGUGACCUAAAUAGCUGUGCUUUGAGGAAUUUGAGAACAUAGAUGGUGAUCUUUCCAUCAGUUUACAAACAAGGGCUGCAUGCAAUCUCUCAUUUUGCAGGUAUUGGGUUCAGUGGCGUGUUUUGAUUUUUCCUGGCUUAAAGUUGUACAAAUAAUAAUAAAUUAUCGGGUAUGUAUAUUACUUAAUAAGAUUGGGAUUCCUAAAUUACAUUGUAGACUAGCCAGACAAAAUAACACCUCUUUUUAAAAAAUUAAAAAAUAAAAUAGUAAAUAAAAACUUGCCUGGGGCACGUAAUUCUUUUUUAUUAUUUUUACAUUUUUUCAUUAUUUUGGCCGUUGCUGUAGUGGAUUGACAUGAGUUUCACUGACAGCAAAUCUUGUACUUUCCUUAGACCACUUAGUCUCUACUACAUACAUGCUUUACUGUUCAUGAUAAAUUACUCUUUUUUUUCUAUUUGAAUAUAUGUGACUUGAACCAUUUCUAUUAAAAUACGUUUGUAUUAAAACUAUGGAAUAUGUGUAUUUUCAUGCAGUAUGUCAUGUUCAUUGUUUUCCUGUCAGUAAAUUUCUUUUUGAAAUCAUCACCCAUGCUGCCAUUUUUAAAACUGUUUCUUUGUUUUUAUGGUCUAGUUAAACCUGUGUAAGCACAGAAGAAAUUUAGCAGUUUGUCAAUAAAUUCAAAGUUACUGUGCCCCUUCCACUUUACCGUGUUCCGCUUUUUGUAUGUUUAUCAAAGCAUUAAAAUCUGUAUGCAUGAACUGUAAGUUUUUUUUUUCUUUUCUUGUAUUUUGGAAUAACAUAAAGGAACUAUUUUUAAAUAUUCUAAAUGUUUUGAGCUGCUAUUUGAGCGAAUAAGCAUGUUAAUUGUGAAAAGUAGCGAGGAAGAUAUUGUAAGUUGAACCAAACAACUUUUUACUUUGUAGUAUAUUUAUUGUAUUAUUUAAGAAAAUAAAUGUAAAUUUACAAGAGUAAUAUUA
This is a messenger RNA of Paramormyrops kingsleyae, 8846 nucleotides long. It is a transcript of the gene col5a1, whose product is annotated as procollagen, type V, alpha 1. Gene Ontology annotation, molecular function: extracellular matrix structural constituent. The record is from RefSeq and is a predicted model, not a curated record. NCBI's taxonomy places the organism in Eukaryota, Metazoa, Chordata, Actinopteri, Osteoglossiformes, Mormyridae.